AUAUACUCUUGUCAAGAACAUAUUGCUUGCACUAGCUUAUCGUAAUAUUUUUAUAGUAUAUAUGUGCAAAAUUACAUACAUACAUACAUAUGUUCAAUAUCUAGUACGUGAAAUUUUUCAUUUUCAUAAGUAGGUUGGUUAUUUAUUUGGUUCCCACUCGUUUAUUAUUCACAUAUUUUAGUCAAAAUGAAUUCUACAAAUGAUCCAAGAAGGCGUGAAAAAGUGGUAAGAUAUAAAGCACUUGGUCAAGCAAAUGGAGGGGCAGGAGAAGAUCUGAUGCCUGAUUAUAUGAAUAUAUUAGGGAUGAUAUUUUCAAUGUGUGGCCUCAUGAUGAAACUCAAAUGGUGCGCUUGGUUUGCUUUAUACUGUUCCUGUAUAAGUUUUGCAAAUUCAAAAAUAAAUGAUGAUGCAAAACAGGUUCUUUCAUCUUUUAUGUUAAGUGUGAGUGCUGUAGUAAUGUCAUAUCUUCAAAACCCUGCGCCAAUGACACCACCAUGGGCAUCAUAACAUUAAUUUUCUUUGUUUUUCA
Messenger RNA from Condylostylus longicornis, 529 nucleotides. RefSeq names its product protein Asterix. Gene Ontology annotation, cellular component: endoplasmic reticulum membrane. Gene Ontology annotation, molecular function: protein folding chaperone. The transcript has 4 exons. The record is from RefSeq and is a predicted model, not a curated record. Bases 187 to 507 code for a protein of 106 amino acids. Lineage: Eukaryota; Metazoa; Arthropoda; Insecta; Diptera; Dolichopodidae. Gene Ontology annotation, biological process: protein insertion into ER membrane.